AUGGGUCUCAUACACAAGCUCGAGGAGAAGGUGCUCCACCACGGCGAUAAGAAGCAUGAACAGCAGCACAUGUAUGCAUUGAAUCUUUCAGAACUUUUCCCAUUUCCACUAACCAAAGCAAGGCCUUCUCAUCAACAACAAAGCUUCGGUCAGCAGGGCUUUGGUCAACAGAGUUAUGGCCAACCCCAAGGCGGCUACGGUGGUGGCGGCAUGGGCAUGAACGGUGGUCGCCAGGAGUUCGGUGGUCACCAUUCCGGUGGAGGUUUCGGUGGGGCUUCGCAACAAGGAGGACAAUUUGGUCCUCCAGGCGGUAUGGGUGGCCCUACAGGCGAUAUGGGAAUGGGUCGUGAGGGCCACCAUGGUGGUCACCAUGCUAAUUCGGGUGGUAUGGGUGGAGCUCAGUUUGGUGGAGGUCCGGGAGGAAUGGGCGGUGGACCUCAUGGUGGUCGUGGAGGCCCUGGAGGUUGGUAG
Aureobasidium musti is the source of this 471-nucleotide messenger RNA. NCBI's taxonomy places the organism in Eukaryota, Fungi, Ascomycota, Dothideomycetes, Dothideales, Saccotheciaceae. The record is from the annotation of a GenBank genome assembly.